Oncorhynchus gorbuscha (pink salmon) is the source of this 16182-nucleotide messenger RNA. Its product is annotated as ankyrin-2-like. Lineage: Eukaryota; Metazoa; Chordata; Actinopteri; Salmoniformes; Salmonidae. Gene Ontology annotation, molecular function: protein binding. The transcript has 35 exons. Gene Ontology annotation, biological process: signal transduction. The record is from RefSeq and is a predicted model, not a curated record. The annotation marks the transcript as partial.
AAUGGGAUAACUCCUCUCCAUGUGGCCUCUAAGAGAGGGAACACCAACAUGGUAGCUCUACUGCUGGAUAGAGGAGCUCAGAUAGAUGCCAAGACCAGGGACGGCCUCACUCCUCUACAUUGUGCAGCGCGGAGUGGACAUGAUCCCGCCAUAGAACUGCUGCUGGAGAGAGGAGCACCCAUACUGGCUAGGACCAAGAACGGUCUCUCCCCCCUCCACAUGUCGGCCCAGGGAGACCAUGUGGAGUGCGUCAAACACCUGCUGCAGCACAAGGCGCCUGUUGAUGAUGUCACCCUGGACUACCUGACAGCGCUGCAUGUAGCCGCCCACUGUGGUCACUACCGAGUCACCAAGCUACUGCUGGACAAGAGGGCCAACCCCAACGUUAGGGCUCUGAAUGGGUUCACUCCACUGCACAUCGCCUGCAAGAAGAACCGGGUGAAGGUGAUGGAGCUGCUGGUGAAAUACGGAGCCUCUGUCCAGGCCGUCACGGAGUCUGGCCUGACCCCCAUCCACGUCUCAGCCUUUAUGGGUCACCUCAACAUGGUGCUGCUGCUGCUACAGAACGGAGCCUCGCCUGACAUCUGCAACAUCCGUGGUGAGACAGCGUUACACAUGGCGGCCCGUGCUGGUCAGAUAGAGGUGGUUCGAUGUCUCCUGAGGAACGGAGCUCUGGCCAGACAGACCGACGCCAUGGCAAGAGAGGACCAGACCCCCCUCCACAUCGCGUCCCGUCUGGGGAAGACAGAGAUCGUCCAGCUGUUACUGCAGCACAUGGCUCAUCCCGACGCCUCCACUACUAACGGAUACAGUCCUCUGCACAUCGCUGCCAGGGAGGGACAGUUAGAGACCACCGCUGUGUUGUUGGAGGCUGGGGCUUCACACUCACUGGCUACCAAGAAAGGAUUCACUCCUCUACAUGUAUCAGCCAAGUAUGGAAGCCUGGAGGUGGCAAAACUCCUCCUGCAGCGCAAAGCUAUGCCUGACGACGCCGGCAAGAACGGUCUGACUCCGCUGCAUGUGGCAGCUCACUAUGACAACCAACAGGUGGCGCUGCUGCUGCUGGACAAAGGGGCGUCGCCCCACGCCACCGCCAAGAACGGAUACACCCCACUCCACAUCGCUGCCAAGAAGAACCAGACGAGCGUUGCCUCGUCUCUGCUGCAGUACGGAGCGGAGACCACCGUCCUGACCAAACAGGGGGUCACCCCUCUACACCUGGCCUCACAGGAGGGGCACAGUGAUAUGACCAGUCUGCUGCUGGGCAAGGGGGCACACGUCAACACUCCCACUAAGAGUGGUCUGACACCCCUCCACCUCACGGCCCAGGAGGACAGAGUGAAUGCAGCAGAAGUUCUGGCCAAACGUGAUGCUAACCUGGACCAGCAAACCAAGCUCGGCUACACUCCUCUCAUUGUUGCCUGUCACUAUGGAAACGUAAAGAUGGUCAACUUCCUCUUGCAGCAGGGCGCCAGUGUCAACGCCAAAACCAAGAACGGUUACACUCCUCUUCACCAGGCAGCACAGCAGGGACACACACACAUCAUCAACGUCCUGUUACAGCAUGGAGCUACACCCAACACUACUACUGCUAAUGGGAACACUGCUCUGUCCAUCGCCAGGCGUCUGGGUUAUAUAUCAGUCGUUGACACUCUGAAGGUCGUCACAGAAGAGGUCAUCACCACGACAACGACUGUGACAUCAGAGAAACACAAGAUGAAUGUUCCAGAGACCAUGACGGAGAUACUGGACGUGUCAGAUGAGGAGGGUGAGGACACUAUGACAGGUGAUGGAGGGGAGUACCUGAGAGCUGAGGACCUGAGGGAGCUGGGAGACGACUCUCUACCUGGACAAUACCUGGACGGAUUCAACUACAUGAGCCACAACCUGGACAGGUCUCAUCAGACUCCUGUCCACCAGAGAGAUGGAGUCCUGAUUGAAGACAUGAUCACCAGCCACCAGGUGUCGUCUCUGUCCAGAGAGAAUGAGAAGGACUCCUUCAGACUGAGCUGGGGAGCAGAGCACCUGGACAACGUAGUGCUGUCAUCUAGCCUGCUGCACUCUGGCCAAUCCUCCCCGUGCCUAGACCAUGACAACAGCAGCUUCCUGGUCAGUUUCAUGGUGGACGCCAGGGGUGGGGCCAUGCGUGGUUGCCGUCACAACGGGCUGCGCAUCAUCGUGCCGCCCAGGAAGUGUUCCGCUCCGACGCGGGUGACGUGUCGCCUGGUGAAGAGGCACCGCCUGGCGUCCAUGCCCCCCAUGGUGGAGGGAGAGGGGCUGGCAGGACGUAUCAUCGAGGUCGGCCCCACCGGGGCACAGUUCCUCGGUAAGCUCCACCUCCCCACGGCCCCGCCCCCUCUCAACGAGGGAGAGAGUCUUGUCAGCAGGAUACUACAGCUGGGGCCUCCUGGCACCAAAUUCCUGGGGCCGGUGAUUGUGGAGAUCCCUCACUUCGCGGCCCUGCGGGGCACGGAGCGGGAGCUGGUGAUUCUGAGGAGUGAGAUGGGGGAGAGCUGGAGGGAACAUCACUGUGAACACACUGAGGAGGAACUCAACCAAAUACUGAACGGCAUGGACGAGGAGCUGGACUCUCCUGAGGAGCUGGAGAAGAAGAGGAUCUGCCGUAUCGUCACCAGGGACUUCCCACAAUACUUUGCGGUGGUGUCACGCAUCAAGCAGGACAGCCAGCUGAUUGGUCCUGAGGGAGCGGUGUUGAGCAGUACUCUGGUACCUCAGGUCCAGGCUGUGUUCCCAGAGGGGGCUCUCACUAAGAAGAUCAGGGUUGGACUACAGGUCCAGCCAAUCAGCGUAGACCUGGUGAAGAGGAUUCUGGGUAACAAAGCUACUUUUAGCCCCAUCGUUACCUUGGAGCCCAGGAGGCGGAAGUUUCACAAGCCAAUCACCAUGACGAUCCCUGUCCCCAAAAGCUCGACCAAUGACGGGACAGGCAACGUGUUUGGAGGGGACACGCCCACUCUGCGUCUGCUCUGCAGCAUCACUGGUGGAACCACUCCUGCGCAAUGGGAGGACAUCACUGGCUCCACCCCCCUCACCUUCAUCAACCAAUGUGUGUCCUUCACCACCAACGUGUCAGCGAGGUUCUGGCUGAUAGACUGUCGCCAGACCCAGGAGGCUGUGAGUUUCUCCACCCAGCUGUACAGAGAGAUCAUCUGUGUCCCCUACAUGGCCAAGUUCGUCAUCUUCGCCAAGACGCUGGACCCCAUCGAGGCCCGCCUCCGUUGCUUCUGCAUGACGGACGACAAGAUGGACAAGACGCUGGAACAGCAAGAGAACUUCACAGAGGUGGCCCGGAGUAGAGACGUAGAGGUAUUGGAAGGGAAGCCUAUCUUUGCAGACUGUUUUGGGAACCUGGUUCCUCUGACUAAGAGUGGACAGCAUCACGUCUUCAGCUUCUACGCGUUCAAAGAAAACCGUCUCGCACUCUUCAUCAAGAUUCGUGACUGCGCCCAGGAGCCUUGUGGCAGACUGUCCUUCACCAAGGAGCCCCGCACCUACCGUAGUCUUACCCACAAGGCAAUCUGCAACCUGAACAUCACGCUGCCCACCUACUGCAAGGAGUCUGAUUCAGACCUAGACGCAGAUGACGAGAGUGACAAGAGUGACAAAAAAUACGACGAGACGGAGUCGACAGAUACUUACACGCUGCCGACCAAUCAGGUGCUAGACCCAGCCAUGCUGGCCAGCCCUGACCUCCUUUCAGAGGUCUCCGAUAUGAAACACGACCUCAUCAAGAUGUCUGCCAUCUUGACGACAGAGCAAACUGAACACCCAAGCCCUUCGGAUAGAGGAAGAGGAGGAGGAGGAAGAGGAGGAGGAAGGACAGGGAUGGAGGAGGAACCCGGGGAGCCGUUUGAGAUCAUGGAACAGGUGAAAGAGGAUUUGGAGAAGGUUGGAGAUAUUUUACGAGGGGGAGAUACUAGAUUCACAAACAACAAAGAGAAAGUACUGCAGAUGUCCAAAAUGGAGGACAAGGAGUUGGUUCUUCUCUCUCAGACGAAAGCCAAAGCCAUGACUCCCUCUGAUGUUCAGGAGUCGGUACUACAAGAAGUCAACAUUCAGAGGAAGACCUCUCCCACAAUUACCAAAGAGGUUAGAGAUAUGUCAGGUAUGGUGUCUCACCUCAGUGGAGGCGUGAACCAGCACCUAGAAGAGAGAUCUGGCGUAACCAGUUGCCCACUACAGGACAUCAUAGUCCAGGAGAGAUUAGAUCAGGUCGUUCUGAAGCGGGAAGGCAAACGCCAUCCUCCUGAGAUCAAAAAGCCGAUCAGGAAGAAGUUGAGGGACAGGGAACGUUCUGGAUGCAGCAGUUCCGAGGGGGAGCUGGAGAGGAUGAGCUCUGAGGAGUCCCUUGAUGGGGAUGUUGUUCUGGGAGAGGCGAGGCAGGAAGUGGUUCCCGGGUCUGAGCCUGGAGAGGUUCCCGGGUCUGAGCCUGUAGUGGUUCCCGGGUCUGAGCAUGGAGAGGUUCCCGGGUCUGAGCCUGUAGUGGUUCCCGGGUCUGAGCCUGGAGUGGUUCCCGGGUCUAUGCCUGGAGUGGUUCCCGGGUCUGAGCCUGUAGUGGUUCCCAGGUCUAUGCCUGGAGUGGUUCCCAGGUCUGAGCCUGUAGUGGUUCCCAGGUCUAUGCCUGGAGUGGUUCCCGGGUCUGAGCCUGUAGUCGUUCCCAGGUCUAUGCCUGGAGUGGUUCCUGGGUCUGAGCCUGUAGUGGUUCCCAGGUCUAUGCCUGGAGUGGUUCCCGGGUCUGAGCCUGUAGUCGUUCCCAGGUCUAUGCCUGGAGUGGUUCCUGGGUCUGAGCCUGUAGUGGUUCCCAGGUCUGAGCCUGUAGUGGUUCCCAGGUCUAUGCCUGUAGUGGUGUCUGGGUCUGGACCUGGAGUGGGGCCCGGGACUGAGUUUAAACCGACUGCAACCCUGGAUUGGGAUGUCGUACUUGGGGAGUCUGGGCUCGGGUCUGGGUCUGAAACUUGGUCUGGGCCUUCUGGACCAACCCCAGUCAUGGAGCCCCCAGUGUCGCCCCUGGUCGUGGAAACCCCUAUCGGAUCCAUAAAGGACAGAGUGAGAGCUCUGCAAAAGAAGGUUGAGGAAGAGGAAGAGGGGGAGGAUGGCCGUAAGCGAAAGCCUACACAGGCGCCAGUCCCUCAGAACACAACUUUCAUCACCAUCACUAAGGAGACGGGUGAGCCCCAGAUGCCAGAUCUUCCUAAGCUUCCCAGAUCUCCGAAAUCCCCCCGGUCUCAGACGGAGAGGCUGGAGGAGACGAUGUCUGUCCGGGAGCUGAUGAAGGCAUUCCAGACUGGCCAGGAUCCUUCCAAGAACAAAACGGGGCUCUUCGAGCACAAAGCCAUGACGUCAUCCACAACCUCCACAUCGAGCUCCGAGGCAGUGAUCGACAGUGAGACCUACAGAGCUGAAACCAGUCCCACAGAGCAUACGCCAGCAGAAACUCCAACUUCCACAAUCCUCUGCUCGCAUAGUGAUGUUCUGGCUCUCCAUUACAAAGGGGUGGAUGAUGAACCAAAUCUGAUCUUAGUAAGAGACCACUCUGAAGACUCUGAGAUAACUCAUGUCUUAGAAAGGGAACACUCUGAAGACUCUGAGAUAAUUCAUGUUACAGUUCAGUUGCAGGAGUCAGCGACUAACAUCAACAGAAUACAACCAGAGGACAGAGGGAUUCCUCUAGACAGGGCUCUACCAGAAGGUGGAGGGAUCCUCCUAGACAGGACUUUACUGGAGGAUGGAGAGAUUCUCCUAGACAGGGCUUUACUGGAGGAUGGAGAGAUUCUCCUAGACAGGGCUCAACCAGAGGACGGAGGGAUCCUCCUAGACAGGGCUCAACCAGAGGAUGGAGAGAUUCUCCUAGACAGGGCUCUACCAGAGGACGGAGGGAUCCUCCUAGACAGGGUUCUGCCAGAAGGUGGAGGGAUCCUCCUAGACAGGACUUUACUGGAGGAUGGAGAGAUUCUCCUAGACAGGGCUUUACUGGAGGAUGGAGAGAUUCUCCUAGACAGGGACGGAGGGAUCCUCCUAGACAGGGCUCUACCAGAGGACGGAGGUAUCAACCUAGACAGGGCUCAACCAGAGGACGGAGGGAUCCUCCUAGACAGAGCUAUACCAAAGGACAGACAAAUCCUUGUAGACAGGCCUCAACCAGAGGACGGACAAAUCCUCCUAGACAGGGCUCUACCGAAGGACAUACAAAUCCUCCUAGACACGACUCUACCAAAGGACAGAGGGAUCAUCCUAGACAGGGCUCUACCAGAGAACGGAGGGAUCCUCCUAGACAGGGCUCUACCAGAAGAUGGAGGGAUUCUUUUAGACAGGGCUCUACCAGAGGACGGAGGAAUCUCUACAGACAGGGCUCUAUCAGAGGAUGGAGGGAUUCUCCUAGACAGGGCUCUAUCAGAGGACGGAGGGGUCAUCCUAGUCAGGGCUCUUCCAGAGGAUGGAGGGAUCCUCCUAGACAGGGCUCUAUCAGAGGACGGAGGGAUCAUCCUAGUCAGGGCUCUUCCAGACGAUGGAGGGAUCCUCCUAGACAGGGCUCUACCAAAGGACAGACACAUCAACCUAGACAGGCCUCAACCAGAGGAUGAAGGGAUCCUCCUAGACAGGGCUCUUCCAGAGGAUGGAGGGAUCCUCCUAGACAGGGCUCUACCAGAGGAUGGAGGGAUCCUCCUAGACAGGGCUCUACCAGAGGACGGAGUGAUCCAACUUGACCGGGAUCUGUCAGAUACUGGAGGAAUCGUCCUAGACACGACUCUACCAGAGGACAGAGGGAUCCUCCUAGACAGAGGUCUACCAAAAUAUGGAGGGAUCCCUCUAGACAGGAAUCUACCAAAGGACAGUUGUAUCCUCCUAGACAGGGCUCUACCAGAGGAUGGAGGGAUCUUCCUAGACAGGGCUCAACCAGAGGACGGAGGGAUCAUCCUAGACAGGGCUCUACCAGAGGACGGAGGGAUACUCCUAGACCGGGAUCUUUCAGAAAAUGGAGGAAUCUUCCUAGUCAGGGCUCUUCCAGAGGACGGAGGGAUCCUCCUAGACAGGGCUCUACCAAAGGACAGACACAUCAACCUAGACAGGCCUCAACCAGAGGAUGAAGGGAUCCUCCUAGACACGACUCUACCAGAGGACAGAGGGAUCCUCCUAGACAGGGGUCUACCAAAAUAUGGAGGGAUCCCUCUAGACAGGAAUCUACCAAAGGACAGUUGUAUCCUCCUAGACAGGGCUCUACCAGAGGAUGGAGGGAUCCUCCUAGACAGGGCUCUACCAAAGGACAGACACAUCAACCUAGACAGGCCUCAACCAGAGGAUGAAGGGAUCCUCCUAGACAGGGCUCUACCAGAGGAUGAAGGGAUCCUCCUAGACAGGGCUCUACCAGAGGACGGAGGGAUCCUCCUAGACAGGGCUCUACCAAAGGACAGACACAUCAACCUAGACAGGCCUCAACCAGAGGAUGAAGGGAUCCUCCUAGACAGGCCUCAACCAGAGGAUGAAGGGAUCCUCCUAGACAGGGCUCUACCAGAGGAUGGAGGAAUCGUCCUAGACACGACUCUACCAGAGGACAGAGGGAUCCUCCUAGACACUACUCUACCAGAGGACAGAGGGAUCCUCCUAGACACGACUCUACCAGAGGACAGAGGGAUCCUCCUAGACAGGGGUCUACCAAAAGAUGGAGGGAUCCCUCUAGACAUGGAUCUACCGGAGGACAGAGAGAUCCCUCUGGACAGCAAUCUACCAAAGGACAGUUGUAUCCUCCUAGACAGGGCUCUACCAGAGGACAGAGGGAUCCUCCUAGACACGACUCUACCAGAGGACAGAGGGAUCCUCCUAGACAGGGGUCUACCAAAAGAUGGAGGGAUCCCUCUAGACAUGGAUCUACCGGAGGACAGAGGGAUCCCUCUGGACAGGAAUCUACCAAAGGACAGUUGUAUCCUCCUAGACAGGGCUCUACCAGAGGAUGGAAGGAUCUUCCUAGACAGGGCUCAACCAGAGGACGGAGGGAUCCUCCUAGACAGGGCUCUACCAGAGAAUGGAGGGAUCAUCCUCGACAGGGCUCUACCAGAGGAUGGAGGGAUCCUCCUAGACAGGGCUCUACCAGAGGACGGAGGGAUCCUCCUAGACAGGGAUCUACCAGAGAAUGGAGGAAUCAUCCUAGACAGGGCUCUACCAGAGGAUGGAGGGAUCUUCCUAGGCAAGGCUCUACCAGAGGAUGGAUGGAGCAGCCCAGAGGAGAUGCAGCUGGAGGAGCCAGAGAUGGGACCAGACAGGAAGUCUUCUAUGGAGAUGAUGCGGCUGGAGGAACCAGAGAUGGGACCAGACAGGAAGUCUUCUACGGUGAUGAUGCAGCUGGAGGAACCAGAGAUUGGACCAGACAGGAAGUCUUCUACAAAAAUGAUGCAGCUGGAGGAACCAGAGAUGGGACCAGACAGGAAGUCUUCUAUAGAGAUGAUGCAGCUGGAGGAACCAGAGAUGGGACCAGACAGGAAGUCUUCUACAGAGAUGAUGCAGCUGGAGGAACCAGAGAUGGGACCAGACAGGAAGUCUUCUAUAGAGGUGAUGCAGCUGGAGGAACCAGAGAUGGGACCAGACAGGAAGUCUUCUAUAGAGAUGAUGCAGCUGGAGGAACCAGAGAUGGGACCAGAGAGGAAGUCUUCUACAGAGAUGAUGCAGCUGGAGGAACCAGAGAUGGGACCAGACAGGAAGUCUUCUAUAGAGAUGAUGCAGCUGGAGGAACCAGAGAUGGGACCAGACAGGAAGUCUUCUACGGUGAUGAUGCAGCUGGAGGAACCAGAGAUUGGACCAGACAGGAAGUCUUCUACAAAAAUGAUGCAGCUGGAGGAACCAGAGAUGGGACCAGACAGGAAGUCUUCUAUAGAGAUGAUGCAGUUGGAGGAACCAGAGAUGGGACCAGACAGGAAGUCUUCUACAGAGAUGAUGCAGCUGGAGGAACCAGAGAUGGGACCAGACAGGAAGUCUUCUACAGAGAUGAUGCAGCUGGAGGAACCAGAGAUGGGACCAGACAGGAAGUCUUCUAUAGAGACGAUGCAGCUGGAGGAACCAGAGAUGGGACCAGACAGGAUGUCUUCUAUAGAGAUGAUGCAGCUGGAGGAACCAGAGAUGGGACCAGACAGGAAGUCUUCUACGGAGAUGAUGCAGCUGGAGGAACCAGAGAUGGGAACAGACAGGAAGUCUUCUGUAGAGAUGAUGCAGCUGGAGGAACCAGAGAUGGGACCAGACAGGAAGUCUUCUAUGGAGAUGCAGAUCAGCCCAGACAGGAAACCCUCUGAGGACUUUAGCGCUGACAUCAAGGCCGAGCUGGAAGACAGUACAGAGUACCAGCUGUUCAGACAGACCUCGUUUAUAGGGGAUGACAACCACCCACAGGCUGAAGCAGCCGAGGAGGAGCUCCCAACAGACCACACAAACGACACCCCAACCUUCAUUUUCAGCCCCUGUAUGCACGAAGACAGGCGGGAUGAGUUAUUCACUAAGGCUGAGAACCUGGUGGGGAAUGAAAGCCCUGUGAGUCUGAAGCAUGAAGGUGCAGCGGACUCUCCCAGGACAAGCCUAGGAACCAGGACUCCCCAUUCAAGCACGGGGGAGAGUGAGAAACACGAAGGAUUAGCAGACACCCCACAGAUGAGCCCACUCACAUUCCCCACUCAGGAGGUUGACCUGCCCACAGUUUAUAAAGAGACAGAGAGAAUGGAUGGGAUCAAAGUACUAGGAGAUGUGAUUCAUGGUGAUGAAGAAAUCUUUCCAGAAACUGAAGAUUUAGUCGUAGAAACCAAAUCAGCUACUCCGUCCCCUGUUCGGGAACCGCUGUUACAAGAAGUCAUGAUCCAACGGAAGACCUCCCCCAGACCGGUUAAAGUGGUGAGAGAUAUGUCAGGGAUGGAGUCCCUCCUCAGGGGAGAUAUGGAUCACGACCUAGAACAGAGACCAUCACCUGUCCGUGGCGCUGAAGUGAUGACAGUUCAGGAACCACUGUUACAAGAAGUCAGGAUGGAAAGGAAACCCCCUCCCAGACUGGUUACAGUGGUGAGCGAUAUGUCAGGGAUGGAGUUCCUCCUCAGGGGAGAUAUGGAUCACUACCUAGAACAGAGAUGUAUGGUAAAUAGUGGUUCACCAAAGGAUGACAUCGACCAACAACAGAGUUUGAAACAGACCAUCCUUGCCAGGGAUGACAAGCAACAAUCACUUAUUUUCUCCACAAAGGAGGUAGACAUGUCUACAGAAGAUACUGAGACAGAAAAAGAAGACUGGUGGAAAGUGCAAGGCAUGGAUGAUGGUGGCGCUCGGGGUGCCGAACCGAUAAUCUUGAACCCAGUUCAGGAACCGAUGUUACAAGAAUUCAUGAUCGAAAGGAAGACAUCGCCCAGACCAGCUGUAGGAGUUAAAGAUACAUCGGGCAUGGAGGCACUCCUCAGUGGAGAUUUAGAACAGUACCUAGAAGACAGACCUGUAGAUCUCAGUGGUGUACCGGAGGACGACAUCGUACAAGAGAGAUUUGAACAGGUUGUGAUUACACGGGAGAGCAAAGGGGAAACCCACACGUUCUCCACUGAGCAGGUAGACCGGUCCGCAGCAGAUAAAGUGACAGAGCGAGAUGUUGUUAAUGUAGUGCAAGUAGGAGCUGCGGAGGACGGUGUCAUGUACGGUGAUAACGACUUUGUGCAGAGUUGUUUAGCUGGGGGGGAAGCAUCAGAAAGUUCAGCUACUACAGUGAUACGUUCAAGAGACUCAAAGAAGGUGACCUUUGACCUUCAAAGGACGUUUGUUUCAGUUCUCCCCGCUCAAGCCUCUGAAGAGGACGACCAGGUCACUGUUGAGACAAGACCCAUCAUAGAGGACUGGGAUGAUUUAGAGAUAAAACCAUCAUACCACAAAACUACAGAACUUUCAUACUCAAACCCGUACCUACAAGACUCAAUUUCAGCAGACAGAAUUGCUCCUGAAUCUAGUUGGGUUGUACCAGAGCGCCAUGAAAGGGAUGCAGCUGAUCAUGGAGCUGUGCACAGUCCAGACGGUGUGGGUCAGGCCCUCAGACCCGCAGACUUAGAGGUCCUCUUUCCUUUGGCCCUGGGCCACCCAGAGAGACGACUCUCCCAUGGGGAUUCUCUGGAGACCAGUCCUGUCAUGGAUGAAGGUUCCUCCAGGAAGUCCCCUGACUCUAUAGAGCCAAGCUCAACCGGGGACUCCCCCUGCCUUGACUCACUGGAGAGCAGCCCUACUGAACUGAAACAAGACACAGGCUUUCAGGCGACAAAGAAGACAGCUGUGUAUGAAGACUACUACUCUCAGCUUAGAGCCUGUCUCGGUGAGGAGCACGUCAGCAACAUUGAGAAUGAGGAUUACUCCAAACGGACUUAUCAAAUGGAUGGUGAGCGCGAGGGUCCCCUCCCAUUAAAGGUGGAAGACCCUGAGUGGCUCUCCAUGCCCAUAAAUCUGAGCUCAAACCCUGAGGAUGAUAUGGACGACGUGGAUGCAGAGGGCAGCGAGACCGGCCAGAGACAGUUCACCCCAGAGGAGGAGAUGUUCAAAAUGGCCGCCAAGAUCAAAACCUUUGAGGAGAUGGAGCAGGACGUUAAAACGAAGACAGACGGGAAACCCUCAGACGGCUCUGUGUUAUCAGACUCUGAGGAUUAUGAAGAAUGUCAGUCGAUCGUUGACCUGAUGGACAGGGAGGCAAAAUCAUCUAAGCCCAAAACCGACGCCGGUACUCUUCAGUCUGAAAUUGAAACUGUGGCUGAAAUCCAACCCUCAGUCCCUGGUGCAGUAACUGCGUUGGAUAGUUCAGUUCACUAUGAAGCUCACCUACCAUACAGUGCCUCAGGACAUCCACCAUCAGGAAAACUGGUCUCUGAGCACCUUGAAUAUCGUUCACUAAGCACUGAAAGAGAACAAUAUACCACAGAGAACAUCAGUGAAAAUAUCAGUGAACGUACUGAGCAGAAAGAGAAGAUAGAUGUAAUAUCAGCUAUGCAAGCACACGAGGUGGAGAUGGAUCAGUCACAGUUGAGUGUCAGUCAGUCUGGUGAAAGUCAGUCAGUCAAACCAGAGGUGUCGUGCACCGACGAUGAAAGCUUCAAGGAGGUGAAGGAUGCGAAUGGUAAGGCCGUGUUGGAAAUGCAUCCCCAAGACAUGCCUGUUCAAGGAGAGCUGGUCCCAUGGAGUGCCAUGUCAGACGACAACGAGGAUGACAAUGACGACGAAGCCUUCGCAGCACGUGUGGAGGCGGAGGAACGAAGGAUGAUGGCUCUCGUGGAAGACCGCCGUACCCCUGACAUCACACCGGGUCGCACACCAACCGAGGGGGGCACCCCCAACCCCUUCCAGUUCCAGGAAGGGAAGUUCUUUGAAAUGACCAGAGGGGGCGCUAUCGACAUGACAAGGAGGAGCGUUGAAGAGGAGGGCGAGGGCUAUGCCUUCUUUCACAUAGGAGAACACCCAGUUGACCAGGUUCUGUUCGAGGACACUGGAGAUUGCGCUAGCCCCGAUCUUCUCAGAACAGAACAGACUAUUGCCAUUGGUGAUCUACACCUCCAGAAGGGGGACCAAACCAAAGAUGAUUCUGACUCCUCCUUCCAGACUAUACCAUUACCCGAGGCUGAUCAGAGGGGGAAACCAGUGGCCAAACCCAGUACCUCCAUCAAAAUGGAGCCAAAAGCCGAAACAUUCCCCCUUCUAGAAGCGAAGAUGGGAAGCUUCUUAGAGGUAGAUUCUCCAGACCCGACUAUAGCUGAACUCCAGAUGUUUACCACCACUACUCUUGUCACCCGCUCUGUGUACUCUGAACAGGUCCGCCAGUCAUCCGACUCAUCUCUUGAGGAUGAAGGAGAAGAGGAAGAGGAGCAGGGUUCUGUCAUUGAGAUGCCCGCUGGCUAUUAUGACUCAGUGGCACCCCCUGGUGUCCUGCAAGGGUAUGACACCUCGGCAGGGUAUGACACCUCAGUGGCACCCCCUAGUGUCCUGCAAGGGUAUGACACAUCGUCAGGGUCUAACACCUCAGUGGCACCCACUAGUGUCCUGGCAGGGUCUGACACCUCUAGUGUCCUGGAAGGGUCUGACAUCUCAAUGGCACCCCCUAGUGUCCUGGCAGGGUCUGACACCUCUAGUGUCCUGGAAGGGUCUGACAUCUCAAUGGCACCCCCUAGUGUCCUGGCAGGGUCUGACACCUCUAGUGUCCUGGAAGGGUCUGACAUCUCAGUUGCACCCUCUAGUGUCCUGGCAAUGUCCUACACUACAGCAGACACUGUGGCUAAGGAUGAAAGCAGUUUCAAAUCAAAGAUACCCAUUAAAGCCGGUUCAAUGAAAUCAGACCUCGGCCUUGAGCAGAAAUCAACAGUGGAGGAAUCUCUUGUUCAGGACCGGAGGACGAGGUCCGAGGAGGAUUUUGGAGCCCGGAAGAAAAUCUUAACUGACAAAGACAGUAGGAGUCACUCCGACAGCGACCAUCCUGCAACUAAAUCCAAACCUCUCACCUCCAGACUCCCUGUCAUGGGCAAACACAAACCCACAGCCCACUCCUCCUCCUCCUCCUCUUCCCAGCCCGACAGAGACCAGGGCUCUGACGUACGAGAGCUUUCCCUCCGAUCCUCUCUGGAUGUCGACGACAUCAGCAGCAGCGGUGAUCACAACAGUCCAGAUUCUGUUAUCUUCAAGUAUGACAGACCAACGCCUCGCAGAUCUGCCCUGGACACGAGGGCGUUGUCGACUCAGACACGGGUUCGAGCUUCCUCGGUGACGGGGGAGGUGUUUGAGUCGAGACCCAUCUGGGAAGACUCAGUAGAAACUCAGAUGCAGCGAAUCUGGGAUGAUCGGACAACGGAGCGGAAGCAAGGUACCAUAAAUCUGCCACUUCCUUUUCUCUCUUUCUCUGCUCCUUGGAAGACCUUUCUUUGUCUUAGUCAAGACCAAGCAUCUGUCACUUUUCUGUUGUUGGACGACGAUGCAGACAGGAAAGAGGAGACGUUGGCUAUCGUUGCAGACCUGCUGGGGUUCAGCUGGACAGAGCUGGCGAGGGAGCUGGAGUUCAACGAGGAUGAGAUCCAGGAAGUGAGGACGGAGAACCCUAACUCUCUACAGGAGCAGAGCCACGCCCUGCUGCAGCGCUGGGCUGAGAGAGAGGGAAAACACGCCACUGUGUCUGUAGCCCUGUCCUCAGUGCAGGAGGACGUAGACAGCCUCAGACUGGUGAGGAGGGUGGACUCUUCUCCCAGACCACCCCCAGCCGUCUCAGAGGAAGACUUAUCAGUGGCCUCCCUCCUGGACAUUCCUUCCUGGGCGGAGCCUAUGGGCCACACACACUCAGAGAGCAUGCAUGGGCUAUUGGAGGACCUGGAGAUCACAACGGAGCUGAGCCCCAACCCGUGGACUUUGGAGGACACGGUAACAAGGGAGUCUGCCACCGCCAGCGAGCAAGUAAGUCCCCCUCUGAACGUGAUUGGAGCAGAAACUUGGAGACUAGCGUCUCAGGUGUAUGGCCCCCAGUACCAAACCAGAGACCAGCCUCAGGGCCAGCGCAGCAGAAGUAGCAGUGGUCUACUCCACCCUCAAGUGGGCGCAACUGGGCCUCUGCCAGCUGGUGUUGACCAAAUGUCCCCACCGGGGCGAGGCGAGGUUGAGGGUGAGCGCUGGCUGUCGCCGGAACAGCUCAGGAUAUCGUCUCCCAUAGUGAUCAGUGACUUUGGUCUGAGUCUGUCAGAGUCUGAGCAGGCAGAGACAGACUUCAGAGAACUCUGUGUUGGGUUUAGGGAGAUGCCACUGGACAGAACCCUGAACCCUGAAACCAAAGCCAGGUUCUCCAGAGAGGCCAGCACAGAAAUCUAUGACCACAGUCAUUUAGCUGAGUCUGACUGUAGCAACGCGUGUUCGCCUGAGAACCGUAGUCAGGCUUGUUCGCCUCAGGACUGUAGCCGUGGUCUGGCAAGUCUGGCCAUGGCUGAGGAGGCUGACAAGAGAACAGUGGCUGAGGAGGCUGACCAGAGAACAGAAAAGCACAUAGAAGAGAUAACGGCUCGUUUCUACCGGGCCAUGUACGGCUCAGAAGAAGUCCUGCAGGUCACUGAGAUGGUCCCCGAUCCCCACAGGUCCGAAGACCGGUCAGAGAAACGGCUGGAGCUGGUAGCUCUCAGAAAGAACCAAUCACAGGUGGAGACACAGCUUUCGUUUAUUGACGAGCCAGGAGAGGAUUGUGCCAUGUCUCACUACAGCAUGGUAGAGCAAACCAACGUCCAAAAGGGCAUUGUUCGGCCGAAGCAAAGUCCGGCAACCAGCGAGUUCACUCCGAUGACACGUGACUCACCUGACAGGCACCCUAGCUUUAUCACUGUUCGACCAGAACCUGAUCACGUCAUAGUGAGGGCAAAAACAUCCGGCAUGUUCAUGCCAGUUACCCCCCAGUCCCCUGGCCAAGACACAACACAGUAUUCACAUCUCACUAACUACAGACCUCUGACUCCUGAUUCAGAAAUGGAGUCCCUGUCACCUGACUCUCUACGGGGUCUCUCACCCAUGGAAGAAGGGCUCAUAACCGUAGCUAGACUAUCAUCCCCCGAGUCCGUAAUGUCCGUUGGCGCCUACAGGGCAAUUUCGCCUGACUCCCCUCUCCGCGAGCGUAGGGUAAUGUCUCCAGAUUCUGCCAGGGCAUUCCGUGAAAGCAGGCCUCUUUCUCCCGGGUCGGAUGGGUGUAGAUUUUCAUCCGAGGUUAAAGCCUACAUUAUAGAGAGUAGAGAACCGUCAUACUCUCCAUCAGACAUAUACAAGGGUAAAAAUGAUUCCUGUGAUUCAGAGAUAGCAGAUAGUGCUCUUGGUACCCUCUCUCCUUACCAUUCAGACAGUGUUCUGAGUUCCCUAUCCCCUGUGUCCUCUGAGGUGUUUUCUGAUGACAUAUGGUCCCCAUCGCCAGAGUUGUAUGAAUUGGUGACUGAGAGUAGGACCCUGUCCCCGAACUCCCCAGUACCAGAGUAUGACACACCUGUACCUGAGACACCUGUACCUGACACACCUGUACCUGACACCUGUACCUGACACACCUGCACCUGAGACACCUGUACCUGAGGCACCUGUACCUGACACACCUGCACCUGAGACACCUUUACCGGAGACUGAUAGUAUCAUGAUCCUAGGAGACUACAUGUCGUGGUCACCUGGUCACCUGUCGCGGUCAGC